GAAGAAGAAGAAGAAGAAGAAGCCAUGCAGCGGAAGUAAACAGAACAGGCACUAUUAGCGUUAGCUCAGCUCUCUGGAUGUAUGAAACUAGCAGUGAGACGAGGUUGUAGUCGUUGCGUGGAUGAAUAUUUGACUUCUAGUUAAGCAACAAUGUCUUCAGUUGAGGUUUUGAGAGAGUUUGUCAACGAGCGACUAAAUGCUGCUGCUGAAGAAAUAUUCGGAGUUUUCCAAGAAGCUGUCGUCGAGUACGAGGCAGAGAUCCAUCGUCAGCGCAGACUGCUGGAUGUCGUUUGGAAACCGGAAAUAAAGUUACACAGGAUAGAGCUCCCACAGCAACAUGUCUGUAAGGAGGAGGAGGUCCUCUCUGACCAGCAGCUCUGUAUUCAGGAGAGGAACUCCAGUCUGGACCAAGAGGACCCAGAGCCUCCACAGAUUAAAGAGGAGCAGGAGGAACUCUGCACCAGUCAGGAGGGAGAGCAGCUUGUACUGAAGCAGGAGACUGAUACCUUUAUGUUGACUCCUACUGAUGAGGAAAGUGACCACCAGCUCCUCUCUCACAACUCGCAUGUAGCUGAGAGCCAAGAUCAGAAAGGAGGCAAGCAUGGAGACUCAGGCUCAACUAGAACUGCAGAGCCAAAUCAACAGAGUCUACAUCACGAAAGCACAAGUCACAGUAACAAUGUAGACAACCCUAACCUGUCAGAGAUGCACUGUGAUACUCACACAGGUAAACAGCCUUUCAAAUGUGACACAUGUGGAAAAUACUUUAAGUAUAAAGCAUCACUAGAGAGACAUAUGAGAACCCACACAGGUGAGAGGCCAUUUGCAUGCAAAACAUGUGGGAGAGCUUUCAGAAAUAGUGGUCACUUGGUACGCCACAUGAGAAUCCACACAGGUGAGAAGCCAUAUUCUUGCAAAACAUGUGGGAGAGCUUUCAGAAAUAGUGGUAACUUGACAAACCACAUGAGAACCCAUACAAGUGAGAAGUCAUAUUCCUGCAAAACAUGCAAAAAGAAAUUCCAGCGUAAUGAUACCUUGAAAGUCCACAUGAGAAUCCACACAGAUGAGAAGUCCUAUUCCUGCAAAACAUGCAAAAAGAAAUUCCAGCGUAAUGAUGCCUUGAAAGUCCACAUGAGAAUCCACACAGAUGUGAAGUCAUAUUCCUGCAAAACAUGCAAAAAGAAAUUCCAGCGUAAUGAUCAAUUAAAAGUCCACAUGAUGAGCCACACAGGUGAGAAGCCAUAUUCUUGCAAAACAUGUGGGAAAAGAUUUACUCAGAAUUCAACAUUGGACUGUCAUCUGAGAACCCACACAGGUGAGAAGCCAUAUUCUUGUAAAACAUGUGGGAAAAGAUUUUCUCAGAAUUCAACAUUGGACUGUCAUCUGAGAACCCACACAGGUGAGAAGCCAUAUUCUUGUAAAACAUGUGGGAAAAGAUUUACUCAGAUUUCAGCAUUGACCUACCAUACAAGAAUCCACACAGAUGAAAAGCCAUAUUCCUGCAAAACAUGUGGGAAAAGAUUUACUCAGAAUUCAACAUUGGACUGUCAUCUGAGAACUCACACAGGUGAGAAGCCAUAUUCUUGUAAAACAUGCAAAAAGAAAUUCCAGCGUAAUGAUAACUUGAAAGUCCACAUGAGAACCCACACAGGUGAGAAGCCAUAUUCUUGUAAAACAUGCAAAAAGAAAUUCCGCUCUAAUUGUAACUUGAAAGUCCACAUGAGAACACACAUGGGGGAAAAGCUGCAUCACUGCAGCACAGAGGGUCCAGAGAUUAAAGAGGAACAGGAGGAACUAAAAGAAGUUUGACACUCCUGACUUCAGGGUUACACUCUGUAAUAAGUGUUGGAUCAUACACUAUUUCUACACACUACCUCAGCAAUGAGGUCACUGAGGUUAUUUCUUCGGUAGAGGAAGAUUGUCCGUCUGUUUUGGGUUAUUGGAUUGCAAUGGGAUAGUGCUUGAUCACCUGAAUGUACAGGUGUAAAUGCAGCUGUGAUGGAGGACAUGGCUGGUGGGAUGCUGGGCUUCAGAAGCUCGUGUGUAAUGCAUAGUGGUACAUGCAGGCAGUUCCUGCACGGCUCCACAAGCAGGAGAACUCAGCUUUAGGAUUCAGGGGAUCUAUUGGCAGAAAUAGAAUAUAGUAUUCAUAACUAUGUUUUCUUUUGUCUAUCAUCACCUGAAACUAAGAAUUAAUGUGUUUUCAUAAGAUUAGGAUGAGCCCUUCAUAUCUACAUGAAGAGAUGCUAUCAAGUAAUUUCUUUCUAAAUGCUGUAAAUAAAUUGUGACUUUAGAAAAAUGUAAACCAAUCAUGUUCAUGAAUAUUUUCUUAUUUGUUUUUUCAGUUUUAAUUGUUUUUGUAAAUGCAUUUGUAUGAACAUGGAGAUAAUGGUAUGUGUU
Cottoperca gobio is the source of this 2400-nucleotide messenger RNA. RefSeq names its product gastrula zinc finger protein XlCGF57.1-like. Lineage: Eukaryota; Metazoa; Chordata; Actinopteri; Perciformes; Bovichtidae. The coding region runs from base 151 to 1809 and encodes 552 amino acids. The record is from RefSeq and is a predicted model, not a curated record. Gene Ontology annotation, biological process: regulation of transcription by RNA polymerase II. The transcript has 2 exons. Gene Ontology annotation, molecular function: DNA-binding transcription factor activity; RNA polymerase II cis-regulatory region sequence-specific DNA binding.